AUGAUACGAUGCCACGAAACUAAAGAAGAACCAGAUAUUUUUCUUGAACAUUAUCAAACAUCUUCUCCUAAAGCCCUCCACCGAUGUAUCACUACUCUUGUUGGUCAGACAUCCUCCUACGUAUCAUCUCUAACCCUUGCAGGCAAAAGACUCUACACAGGCUCCAACGACGGUGUUGUCAGAUUGUGGAAUGCAAGCACGUUGGAAACGUUAGCGGAAGCAUCAAGCAGCGCCGACGUAAUAACAGGAGAAAGAGGAGGCGGAGGAGCAGUGAAGUCUUUGGUAAUCUUGGCUGAUAAACUCUUCACAGCACACCAAGAUCAAAAGAUACGUGUGUGGAAGAUAAACAACGUCGUUGAGGAAGAAGAAGAUGUUGGUAAUAAUAAAAAAUACAUGCAUUUAGCAACGAUGCCAACGAUCAGCGACCGUUUUGCAAAGUGUUUGAUGCCUAAGAACCAAGUCGAAAUAAGAAGGCACAAGAAAGCUUCGUGGGUUCACCAUGUUGACGCGGUUUCGGGUUUAGCCUUAUCAAGAGAUGGAACACUCCUCUAUUCUGUCUCUUGGGACAGGACGCUCAAAAUAUGGCGAACAAUUGAUUUUAAGUGCUUAGAGUCCAUCACAAACGCUCACGACGAUGCAAUCAAUGCGGUUGAAUUAUCCGAUAAUGGAAAUAUAUACACAGGAUCGUCUGACCAUAGAAUCAAAGUGUGGAGGAAGAACAUUAAUGAGGAGAACAAGAACAAGAAACAUUCUUUGGUUGCAACAUUUUCAGAGCAUCAUUCAGGUAUUAAUGCAUUGGCAUUAAGCUGUUAUAACGAACGUUCACUUUUGUAUUCCGGUGGGUCUGAUGGAUCGAUAUUGGUGUGGGAAAGAGACGAAGAAGGUGGAGAUAUUAGUGUUGUUGGAGUGCUAAGAGGCCACAGAGAGUCUGUUCUAUGCCUUGUGGUUAUUUCGGAUAUACUUUGUAGUGGCUCUGCCGAUAAGAUGGUGAGGUUGUGGAAAUGCUCGGCGACGGAUUUUUCGUGCUUGGCUUUGCUGGAAGGGCAUAGAGGACCGGUUAAGUGCUUAGCCGGAGCAAUACGUGACUCCGGUACACAAGCUGAGGCUUCUUAUUACAUUUACAGUGGAGGACUUGACUCUCAAGUUAAGGUUUGGCAAGUUUUGGUGCCAACUUUACAAAAAAGUUCCUAA
This is a messenger RNA of Microthlaspi erraticum, 1191 nucleotides long. The record is from the annotation of a GenBank genome assembly. NCBI's taxonomy places the organism in Eukaryota, Viridiplantae, Streptophyta, Magnoliopsida, Brassicales, Brassicaceae.